Messenger RNA from Exophiala mesophila, 2241 nucleotides. RefSeq lists its product as uncharacterized. Bases 242 to 1984 code for a protein of 580 amino acids. The transcript has a single exon. The record is from RefSeq and is a predicted model, not a curated record. Lineage: Eukaryota; Fungi; Ascomycota; Eurotiomycetes; Chaetothyriales; Herpotrichiellaceae.
CUCCAACCAGCUAUCUCAACCAUCUGCAAAUCACCGUCAUCCUUUGCGACAAAUAAUGUACCAGUAAUCAUCCUGCUGGACUUGUCCAGCCUGUGCAUAUUAGCAGCCUCGAUGCUUGUCACACCUUCUCAUUCGACUAUGCCUCGUCACUUCUCUUGAUCGCAUCCACCAUACCCACCAUAUCACCAUUGGAAGAUCGUCCCAACCCCGUCAAGAUACACCUAUUACAUAUCGCAUCACCAUGCCCGCCUCAUCGCCGUCCCCUAUGAAGCGCCCUUCGUUGAACGAACGUACAUCCUCCACCGUCUCCUUGUCUUCCUCGGGCAAGCAGGCCACCACCCACAAAGUCCAUCGUCCCCAUGUCGUUAAUCGACACUCGAGAAAUGCUUCCCAUGGAAAAGGAUUGAGCAAAUUGGGCAAAGUGCAUUCCACAGCCACUUUGGCAGCUGAUACUGCGCGCCAUCAACAUCAACGCAAACGAUCAGGAGGAGGUACCCCGCCUCAGAGCCCCGGGGCCUCCCUCGUGCGCAGAAACACCUCUCAUGCCCAUCUGCCCAAGAAUUCCUCCCAUGGCAAUCUACGCAAGAACCAUUCCGCAAACACCCUGGCUCGAAAUCUGUCACAUCCUGCCCUCAAGAAGAUCGGUCUGGCGCCUGCGCCCAAAUCCAAAGCUCGCGGGGAUGGCAAGGAUGGUGUCUUCCAAAUCGGCGAUCACUCCUCGGAAGAUGAAGAAGAAGGCGAGUGGGAAGAUUCAACCACGCAUUCGCCCGAGAUGACGCGGAACAAUUCCAAGACGUCGACACCUGCACGAGCUGGUACACCCAACGGUGAGGGGCACUCGCAGAGGCCGACCAACCUUGGACAUGUGGAACUUGGGCUUCGGAAGAACAAUCGCUCUGCGCCCAAUUUGAUCAUGGUCAGUUCCCCCUCGCCAGACCAGCUUCCUUCUGAGCCACCGUUGCUCCACCAAAACCCUCGCUCGUCACGGGCACCGCCUGCAAUGUCAACCAUCUCAGCCCGAGCAGGCCCAGCUCAAAUCACCCGAACCGAUUCUUCUCGCUCAUUCUCUCGUGUCGAACACGUGGAAACUGCCUCGAUGAACCCAACUCCAACCAUGUCCAACGCAGCCGCAUCAUCCUCGGUGGAUGGCGGCGUUUCCCGGUUUCUGUCUCAGGAUAUACCCAAGCCCGCGCCGCGUGUCGUCCAGGACGAAUCUGAUUCCGAUUCCUCGACUGAAUUCCUUUCGAAUUACAAGCCACAGCCUUCCGAAAGCCCGGAGAAACCUCGGUCUAUACACAAGGCACGCACAACCUCUCAAACACAAUCGCGAACACAGCAAAAGCUUGAUUUGCAAAGGAGAGAGAUGGUACGACUGGGGGCCUCGACUAUGAACACACCGCCCACGCCUGGGUUGGGACUGGACCUUGGAUCUUCCACGUCUCUCCACAGCCGCACAGGGUCGCGGAGCCGAACUCGAAAUUUGGGAGGUGGUCGGUCUUACAUGGGAGAAUCUCGGGCAACACAACAGGAAUACGAUGUUGCAGUCAAACAACUCAGCGUGGUGCGGAGGUUCAGAAGUCCCAUCGUCGAGAGUGUGGUUCGACUCAAGGAGAACGGGGUGUUCCCUGAGCAUGUCGGGCUGACUCCUGCCGGCGGUCCAUUUUCCAAAGGUCGACCACAAAGUCGGCGGGGUCCGAGCACUAACAGCGUUCAAACCGCCGGCAAAUCAGGACUCAGCCGAAGUUUUGAGGAUCAAACAACUGGGUUCCCAGCAUCUCGAUCCUCGACUGGGGGCAGAAGCUCCCGGGUCCACUUCCAACGACAGACCAGCCACGACGACAUCGAGGUGACGCCGUCGCAAGGCAGCCCGGGCGGUUCACAGGAAGAGGAUCACGACGGCCUUUCGCCAGAAGAGGCACUUUUACGACGGAUAUGGGAGAGUCGAGAGCUGUACGAUUCGGCGGAAUUUGUCACACCGGGAUGAGUGGGGCGUUGAUGGGACGGUGAGACAGGCCGGAUAGACGAUGGCUCGAUCUUGGAUGAAGCGAAUGAUUGUGGGUUUCUUGCUGCGUUCAAGCGAGUUUGUGACUCGGGUUUAGCCAGCCAACUUGGCAGAUAAUAUCGAUGGCUAGCGAGGUAGAAUUGUCGCCGCGGCCCCAUCGUCGUCCACUACAUGUAUUUUAGUAACCCACAAACGGGACGAGUUGGCUCGGCACAAGUCAAAGUAUGGAUCUAUGUAUA